This is a messenger RNA of Paramecium octaurelia, 3249 nucleotides long. Lineage: Eukaryota; Ciliophora; Oligohymenophorea; Peniculida; Parameciidae. The record is from the annotation of a GenBank genome assembly.
AUGAAUUCUGACUUAAACCUAUCAUAGUAAUCUUAAGGUAAUAACAAUUCUAAAUAUUCUAGAAAUGUUAGUAGAGAAGUAAUAAUCAAUUUCUGAGAUAUUAAUCAAAGCAUUUGCAGAAAAAUCAAAUUUGUAAAAAGCAUAAUUAUAGUUCAAAGGGAACAAAAUUAUUUCUAAUUGGUGGAAGUGGGGCAAUAAAGAGAAGAAUUUGGAAUAGAAUUGGAUGAUGAUGAUCUUACUUUAAUUUCAGAAAACAUUUUCAAACAUUCUAUUAGACGAUGUUGCAAUACUGAUGAGUUAUUUAUUAUCUUGUUUCUCAAAGGAUAAAUUGCAUAUAUUUUCAAUGAAGUUAUUUAGAGAAUGUAAAUGAUUUAUCCAAAUUAAUAAGUGAUAAAUUAAUAGAUUAUCCUAAAGGAUAGCAGAUUUUAAGAAAUAUAUAACAAAUAUAAUAUUUAAAAUGGGAAUAAACAGUUGGAAGUGACAAUAAUUUUUAUUGGAAUGUCUUUUGGAAAGGAGAAAAAGUAGGAGGAGGCAUCUAAGAUUAGAAUGGCUAAAAAUAGGGCAAAUGGAUAGAAUUAUACGAAAAUUAUAAUGAGUAAUUUGAUAUUAUAAGUAAGUCUUGCUCGUGUUUACUUUAUUGGAGAGUAUGUGGAUGGAAAGAGAAUAGGAAAUUGGUUAACUUUAUUUGAUGGCAAAAUUCUGUAAUUAAAUUUAAUCUAAUUUAGUUGCAAUGGGUUGUUUGAUGAGAAUGGACUUAAGACAGGAAAUUGGGUUGAGUUGCUUUCAAAUUUUUCAAUGUUUCAUAUUUUGUAAUAUUAAUUCAAUUAGUUAUAACUAAAUUUUCUUAAGAGGAGAAUAUUAAAAAGGACUAAAAAUAAAUUAAUGGGAUAUAAUUUAUAACUAUUAAAAAUUGUAUGUAUUUUACAUGAAAUAGUCCAAUUGGAUUCUACAAUGAUAAAGGGCUUAAAUAAGGACCCUGGAUUGACUUAAGUAGAAAAUUCUUAUAGUAUUUUAUAUGUUCGAUUAUCCAGUUAUAGGAGAAUUUAAGAAAAAGGAGAAUACGAAAAUGGAAGGAGAAUAGGGAAAUGGUAGAUCAUAAUAAAUGAUGAACUAGUGUAAGAAAUUUUAUAAGUCUUUUAGCGGUGCAAAAUUCUAUGACUAAAAUGGGUUAUAAUAAGGCAAGCAAACAGAGUUGCUCUAAGAUUUAACAAAGUAUACACAAAUAUGUUAUAGGUUUUAGAGAAUUUUUCAUCAUAUAAGAAGGUGAAUAUUUAGAUGGGAAAAGGGUAGGACAAUGGUUGAUAGUUUUAGAAGAAAAAACAAUGUAUGUUAUUAUUGAUCUAAUUAAUUUUAGAGUUGGAGGUGGCUUUUAUGAUACUGAUGGGCUAAAGACUGGGAAAUGGGUUGAAAUUCAACAAAAAAUGAAUGAAAUUCCAAGUUUGAAAUAAUUUUUAAGACUUUAUAGUUAAUUUUGAAGGGGAAUACAUAAGAGGAAAGAGAGUUGGGAAUUGGAAUUUGAAAUAAAAUUAAAACUCAAUGUAUUUAAUGAGAAAUUUAACUAUUAGUGGUGGGGGCACAUUCAAUGAAUAUGGUGAAAAAACAGGAAGAUUUAUUGAGUUGUACAAGUUUACUCAUUAAAAUUGUUAAAAUUAAUAAAUUAUUAUAGUCAUAUGGAAAGGUGAAUAUAAUAAUGGUAGGAAGUGUGGAAAUUGGUAAAUUUUGUUUAGGGGGAAUGCAAUGUAAUAAUUUUAUUGUUAAAUUUAGCGGAGGAGGAACUUAUGAUGAGAAUGGUUUAAAAGAUGGAAAAUGGAUUGAUAUGCAAGAAGAUUUUUCUGAGUAAAUUUAUAAAUAAUUCUAAAAUUAGAUUCAACUAAAUUAUAAAUGUUACAGAAUAUAAAAAUGGACAAAUAAUACGAUAAUUAGAAACUCAAUUAUGGGGAAAAAUGAUGUAAAGAGUAGAUAGUUAUAAAAGUGCUGGAGGUUUUUAUGAUCUUGAUAACCAUAAAACUGGAAAGUGGAUUGAAUUAGGAGAAAGAUAUAAUGGGUAAUUGCUUGAUGAUUAUAUAAAUGAAGAGUCUCACAUGUGAAAAAUAUUGGAAAUUACAUUAAUGGAAAAAAGAGUGGAAGAUGGGAGAUUCAAUAUGAUAAUAGUAUAAAGUAAAAGAGAUCUUAUAAUAAUUUUAGAGGAGGUGGGACAUAUGAUGAAAAGAACGAGAAAAAUGGUGAAUGGGAUGAGCUUCAUUCUAACUUUUAAAGGUCUUCGUUAUAAAUCAUCUUUUUUAUAGUAAUAAAGCAAUCUAAACUGGAAAUUAUCAAAACGGAACGAAAGUUGGAAAAUGGGAAUUAAAAUUAAAUGGCUAAAUAAUGUAUUAAGCCAAUCUAUAUUAGUGGGGGUGGACAAUUUGACGAAAAUGGUUUGAAACACUCAAAAUGGAUGGAUUUACAUCAGACAUCUUCAGAGUAAGAAUUUAAAUAUUUUAAGAUAUAACCAAAUCUUCAACGUAGAAUAGUACCAAUAUGGUCAACAAAUGGGCAUAUAUUAGAGAAUUCAUAAACGAAAUGUGAUGUAAUAAUCUAUGGAUAAUUAAUAGUGAAAAUGGGCAAUUAAACUAGAAUGGAUUGAAACAUGGAAAAUGGAUGGAAUAACAUGAAUUCUACAACGAAUAGUUACAAAAAUAUUAAAUAUUAGCUAGUAGAUAAUCUUUAAUGGAGAUUAUAAUAAUGGUAGUAAAACUGGAAAAUGGGAGGCUGUGUUUAAAAAAUAAAAUAUGUAGAUAUUUGAAUUAUCUAAAGUGGCGGAGGUGUUUAUGAUGAUAAUGGUCUGAAAGAUGGGUUUUGGAUUGAUUUAUGCUAAAAUUUCACAGAGUAAUAUCAAUUUACUAUAUAUAGUGUUCGAUAAGUUACUUUUGCAGGGAUGUACAAUCAUGGAAAAAGAAUUGGAAAAUGGGAUUUCAUUUUCAAAGAUAAUAUUAUGUAAUAAAUUCAGAUAAUCUAGUGGAGGUGGUUAAUAUUUAGAAUUUGAUACUAAAUAGGGUUACUGGAUAGAAUUGGAUAGCUUUUUUUAAGAGUAUAAAUUAAAAUUAAUAUUUAAUAAGUGAUAGAUAAUAUUUGGGAUUGGGGAAUUAUGAAGAUGGCAAAAAAAUUGGAAAAUGGAUUAAAAUGAAAGAUUAAGCAACAUUGUAUUGCAUUUUAUUAAGAGUAUUUAGAGCGUAAAGAGAAUAUGAUCUAAAUGGAUGUCAAGUUAAAUGA